This is a messenger RNA of Pyrus x bretschneideri (Chinese white pear), 1124 nucleotides long. Its product is annotated as alpha-mannosidase I MNS5-like. Gene Ontology annotation, molecular function: calcium ion binding; mannosyl-oligosaccharide 1,2-alpha-mannosidase activity. The coding region runs from base 670 to 1041 and encodes 123 amino acids. NCBI's taxonomy places the organism in Eukaryota, Viridiplantae, Streptophyta, Magnoliopsida, Rosales, Rosaceae. The record is from RefSeq and is a predicted model, not a curated record. The transcript is spliced from 3 exons. Gene Ontology annotation, cellular component: endoplasmic reticulum; membrane. Gene Ontology annotation, biological process: endoplasmic reticulum mannose trimming; mannose trimming involved in glycoprotein ERAD pathway; carbohydrate metabolic process.
UACCGUAACGGUUUUCUCAAGUAAAAAAAAAUAAAAAGCAGCAAAUUAACCUGGCUUCCUCAGUCCUCUGCUUCUUCACUCUCCAUCUCUGAUACGAAUCCCUCCGCACAGAAGCCGUUUUGCCACGCAAAUGCGCGACAUGGAUUCUUCUCUUCCUUCUGAUCUCUCGUCCUCAUCAACUUAUCGACCUCCGCAUCGCCGUCCGAUCCUCGUUGGGCAGCUAAGAAGCGACGCCUCAGAGAUAAAGUCCGUAGGGUGCAAGCAAACUCGAAUUUCACCAGUUUCCGUUUUUCUUGAAUGUUCGUAAAUUUAGCUUAAUGGGUAUCCGUAAUAUUGAUCAGAAAUCUGGGGUUUUUAGCAAGAGUUUCUGGUUUUACUGAUUUGAGUUUGUUUUGGCUGAUUCUGUUAGUUUUUAUUCAUUAUUUCUUGUAGGUUUUGCACUUUCGUUUGUAUGAUGUUCAAACUGGUUUCUUGGUAAAAGUUUCACCGACACUUUUUGCGAUGCAUGCAUGAUACGAUUCUUUCUACUUCAUUAUCAUCAGUCUCAAGAUACAGUUACGUGUACUUGUAUCUUGCAUAAUCUUUUCAAGAGUUCAUCUUUCAAGUUUCAAAACUAUAUGAAAUUGUUUGGUGGUUUUCUUUGUAAGAAGGAUAUAAGACUCCGCAUCAAUGCUAAAUUCUGUGGACAGUGUGGAUGGAGUGAUGGAGAAUGAGACUACUGAAACGAGCACUUCAGGGUGCGGUUCUCUAAUUCUGGGAAUGGGAGCAUUGUCCCGAUUGACUGGAGACCCCAAAUAUGAAUCGGCAGCUUUAUGUGCUCUUCGUGAAUUAUGGGGCAUGUGGAGUUCGUUGAAUUUACUCGGUACAACGCUGGAUGUAUCAACUGGUGAAUGGAUUGUGUAUUCAUCUGGAAUUGGAGCUGGGGAUGACUAUCUAUUUAAGGGCCACAUCCUUUUUGGAAAUGGGGAGUUCUGGAGGAUGUUUCAUUCUGCUGUGCAGAAAUAUUUCAGACAUGGUCCAUGGUACAACAUUUCUUCCUAGCCUUUUUGAAUGCCUUAUUCAAUUCGUUAUUGGUACUUUCCAAGUGUUAAAAAUUUGGAUUCUAGCUGUAAGAUUAAGUUGAG